This is a messenger RNA of Canis lupus familiaris (dog), 4477 nucleotides long. RefSeq names its product TIA1 cytotoxic granule associated RNA binding protein (gene TIA1). Bases 1169 to 1909 code for a protein of 246 amino acids. NCBI's taxonomy places the organism in Eukaryota, Metazoa, Chordata, Mammalia, Carnivora, Canidae. Gene Ontology annotation, molecular function: mRNA binding. The transcript has 8 exons. The record is from RefSeq and is a predicted model, not a curated record.
UAACAUAUCCUGAAAUUUAACUUUAAGAAGAAAAAGAUUUUCUAACAUUUUAACAGACUCAGUAGCUAUUUUAUUUAAAUGCUUUGAUUUUGAUUACAGUAGCUUUUCUGAAAACAUGGAGAUUUUAGUUUGGGAUUAGAUAAAGAAUAUUUUAAUAAUCAAUGAGCUUAAGUUAAAUGACAUUCCAAUUUUAAUAAUGACUUUUUAAUCAUGGAUCAGUAAUUUCUUUUUGUUAAAUAUGUUGGUAUCAUAAUUAUAGCCUAGAUUUUCUUAUGAUUGACCAUGAUUACUGUUGUAUAUAUAUUUUUGGUAAGGCUUUUUUUAUAACUUACAAUUUAUAGAUUAUAAUUUUCAGUUGAGGUAAUGUAUAAUGUAUACGUUUUAGGCUACCCAAGGAGUUAGUGUUUCUAAAUUUAAAAGAAUCAUUUUCAGUUGGUAGCAUCAUUUCCUGAUUUUUUUUGUUAAAGGAGAUAAAUUAAUAAUUAUAUAUUGAAAAAUUCCCAUGAUAGUCAUAUUCUCUGUAGAGAUCCUGCAACAGUACUUAAUUUAUAGAUGGUAUACAGUCAGUGGUGGCCUAUUAAAAUACUUAGUAUAAAAAAUGUAGUACUUUCUUACCCUAAUUUAUACAGUUUUAUAAGCUAUUCCUUGAGCUUUAGGAUAGUCUAAUAAAUUUUGGUAUAGAAGUGAAUCAGUUACCACAUUAAAUGCAUGUGUACCAUACCGAUAAUUAAGUAUUUUUUUGUAUUGAGAAGUGACUUGCAUUAGUUUUCCCUUUCACCACCACCUCUUUGUCAUUUUGACCCUAAACACUUAAUAAAUCACUCCUAAAUUGAUCGAAAUAUGCUUAUGUAUACUAUAAAAUUAUAUUGCAUGGCUUUCUGACUUGGGUUUUUGUUGUGAAAGUGCCUGUUUUGUUCAUGUGUCCUGAGAGAACAAGCAUUGUGACAUACCUGGCUAACUUAAAAGCAGAUUGCCUGUGAAGCACAAUUUGAGUCCAAUUUUUUGAGGUAUGGAGUUUUAGCUAUCAUGGCUGGGUUUUUUUACUCAAUCUCAAAUAAUAGGGCUCUGGUUAUUUUGCAGAGUAUCUCUGAAGAAUGGACAGAAUUGCCCUGGCUAACUACAAGCUACGGUUCACAGUGGAUAAAUAGAUGCCAGAGUGGUAAAAGACAUGGCAACAGGAAAAUCUAAAGGAUAUGGCUUUGUCUCCUUUUUCAACAAAUGGGAUGCGGAAAACGCCAUUCAACAGAUGGGUGGCCAGUGGCUUGGUGGAAGACAAAUCAGAACUAACUGGGCAACCCGAAAACCUCCAGCUCCAAAGAGUACAUAUGAGUCAAACACCAAACAGCUAUCCUAUGAUGAGGUUGUAAAUCAGUCUAGUCCAAGCAACUGUACUGUAUACUGUGGAGGUGUCACUUCUGGGCUGACAGAACAACUAAUGCGUCAGACUUUUUCGCCAUUUGGACAAAUAAUGGAAAUUCGAGUCUUUCCAGAUAAAGGAUAUUCAUUUGUUCGGUUCAAUUCCCAUGAAAGUGCAGCACAUGCAAUUGUUUCUGUUAAUGGAACUACCAUUGAAGGUCAUGUUGUGAAAUGCUAUUGGGGUAAAGAAACUCUUGACAUGAUAAAUCCUGUGCAGCAGCAGAAUCAAAUUGGAUAUCCACAAGCUUAUGGCCAGUGGGGCCAGUGGUAUGGAAAUGCACAACAAAUUGGCCAGUAUAUGCCUAAUGGUUGGCAAGUACCUGCAUAUGGAAUGUAUGGCCAGGCAUGGAAUCAACAGGGAUUUAAUCAAACACAGUCUUCUGCACCGUGGAUGGGACCAAAUUAUGGAGUGCAGCCACCUCCAGGACAGAAUGGCAGCAUGUUGCCUAAUCAGCCUGCAGGGUAUCGAGUGGCAGGGUAUGAAACCCAGUGAAAAAGGACUCCAUAAUCUAAAGCCAGUGGCUUGAGGCUACAGGGAGUGUAGUAAAGCCGUUGUUUACUUAAAGAUUUAUCAAAUCAGUCAGUGCAAAUGUCAGAUACAAUGUAUUUAUUUAAAAGAUUCAUUUUUUAAUCAUGAAAUUACUUAUCAUCCACAUUGUUUUAAAAAGAAACAAGAUGCUGGAUGUCUGCCAAUUUUUGCCUUCAUUACCUUUUUUGAUAAAGUUUCUCAGAUCCUUGUUUCAAAUACAAAUGCAGGGAUUGCUGCCACUUUUUUAAAAGUAAGAGGCAGAAAAUUGCACAAUGUUGAACUUUUUUCCACUAAAGUAGCGUGCAGUUCUAGUUUGCAUUCCUGAUAUGAUUUAAAACAUGUAAUAUAAAGAUGUUAAAAAAAUGAAGAACCAAAACUGUGCAGAGUCUAGAAGUUCUUUGUAAUCUUCAGCUUGUGCACAAUUCUGUUUUAGGGGGGUUUUUUUUUUGUUUUUUUUUUUUUUUAAGGCAUUGUUUGAACUGUCCCAUCCUCCACUGUUUUCCCUUUGGGGUUUUAAAGUAUAAAUUAUUAGUUUACAUCAUUUUUGUAACUACAUUUUUCACAAAUUUGUCUUGCCUUAUUAAAUUUCUGUAAAAUAUACUUAAAUGGAAAAAAAUGACGUUCACUUAGAUUGAAAACUUUUCUCAGAUGGAUUGAUAAUUGCAUUCAUUUUGUGUUUUAUAUGAGAAGGUGCCUCAAGAAUUCCCUCUUGGAUUUGUUUAAAGGAUUUUUAUCUUCUGUGAUAAACUUUGCUGUGUACCAGGAAAUAUAAAAACAAAAACUUGCUACUAAAGAAAAUCUCUGAAAUGUGAGAAGUUCUUAUGAGCCCGUGUUAAUUUCAUGUGUCAACUUCUACAUUUACGUGUAUUGUUUCAUUCUGUAAAAUGUUUUAGCAAUUUAAUAUUUUGCACAGUUAGCAAGCUUUGUAUGUCAUUUCCUUCUUAAAGGCAUCGUGCAGAGUUGACAGGAGAUUUAUAAGGUUUUAAGUUGUUUGCAUGUGAAUAUCAAAUACACACUUUGGUAGUCUUUGAAUACAAAGUCAUCUGCUCUUGUUUUUCAAGAAUUUUGAGACACAAAGUUGUAUGUAAAGGAAUAUGUUAAUUUGCCAUUUUCUAGUUAUAUUUACUCAAAAAGAGUAAAUCAACUUAAUUUUAAUAUGUACAAAUGAUAGCUGUGAAACUGUAGACUAUCCUAUAUCAGGCUUGGGGUUCGUUGUGAACUUCAAAGUUAGCCUGAAGGACCAGCCGGGCAAAGCAUUUUUUAAAUGUUCAGAGGCCAAAAGAUAAACAAAAAAAAAAAAAAACCUUAAAAUCCUACCUCCUUAAACAGCCUUCAAAGAGGAGAAUCCUCAGUGCAAUCAUUAUUUUUAUUCUUUUGGUACCUGUUUUCCCGGAGUUCCCAAUUUUAUUAUUUUGGGGUGGCUCCGAGCAUUAAGAGGUUUAAUCUUUGAUGGCAUUGUUCUAGUUUUAAAAUUUCUAGUACAUUUCAGAGUCUCUUAGAAGAGUCGUGGGAGAUUUCGUUUUGUUUUCAGUGAAAGUCACAGACUUCCUUCUUCCUUUACUCACAAAGGGGAAGAGUCCCCCAUAUACAUAUUUGGAUGGUUUGUUGUUUUUAAGACCUUCAGAGAGCUCCUAGCAUUUAGUAACAGAAAAGGCCUGUGAAAUCUUAACUUUCCUGGCCUUGUCUCUUCCAGAUAGGAGCAAAUUAAGCUGGUCUCUAAAGCCAAUAUUCAUGUAAACCAGAGCCCAGGAAAGACAGCUCAUAAGUGUAUAAUUCUCUGGAGCUCAAUUCUAUGCAGUUGUACUGAUGUUUAAGUCACUGUGUAUUUUUAAGUGUUGAUACAUUAAAAGUUGCUUUAUGGAAGAUGAGUAAAUUUUUUAAAUACUUGGGAAUUUUAUUUCCUUGUUAACUUCUACAGAUCAGGGCAUGCAACCAGAAGCAGCUUAAAUGAAAUACUCAAAAAUAAAAUAUCAGGAAGCUAUUUUUCGAUUCUUCUGGUUUAUGUUUCUAUUUUAGGACCCUCAUUUUUCUUAGUCAAAAAUAUUUUGUUUCCUGUACAUCUGUGGACUGCAGGGUAAAUUAUUUGGACAUAAGUAAUUUAAGCAAAAGUAUAGUUUUCUUUGAUCGACUAUCUCAAGUAACACUUAUUAGCCAAUAUAUUUUCUUAUUGCACAAAUCUUAAAGUGUACAUUGACUACUUUUUGAGAAGAAAGUGGUAUUUCUCAAAAAGUGACUACUGAACAAAUGGACAUUUCAGGAACAUUGAUAACUUUGGUUUAAAUCUUACUCCUAGUGUUAAAUCAUUUAAAGUUUUUUUUUUUUUUUUUUUUAGUCUAAAAAUCAUACUGGUAUCAGGUAAGAAAAUUAAAGUUUUGAAAAUGGUUUCGUUCUCUGCAAUAUGCAUUCAGAUUUUACUAUAAAAUACAUCUGGUACUGUAAAGAACCUGAAGUGAUUAACACUUAAUGGGUCGUUAAUCCAGUAUUCUUUGCCCUGACUGUUUGGAUAUUAAAGUUCCUUUAUGUUUUCUAUAA